UUCACGCACGGGACGUAGAGAAAGUAAUUUUAUAUUUUUAGUAAUUUGUACACAUCCAAUGGUCGAAAAAACACUUUUGUGUUGUGAGAAAUGCUCGUGUUGCUGUUGUUGUUUAAUUUCAAGUGCCAAAAAAGCAGACUUAGAGCAUUAGAAUGUCGGGAAAUGGUGAUGACUGACACAUCCAUUCGUGCUUAUUUAAAGUGAUUUUAUGAGUGUUUUAGUGUAAGUUCAACAGGAUGCCGAGGGGAGAAAAUAGACCGAGCGUCCUGUUAUCUCGUGAUGAAAAUGACCAGGUGUUUAGUCUCAUUGGGCCGAAGUGCCAGAGCUUAGCAACGGCAGUAGUACAAUUAUUUACAACAGAGGGACCGGCUCAUUCAGAAUGGAAGAAGAAAGACACAGGAGUCCUUUGUCUCAUCAAAGACAACAGCAAGCGGUCCUAUUUCUUCCGCAUCUACUGUCUAUACCGAAAAUCAAUGAUAUGGGAGCACGAAGUUUACUUGCAAAUAGAAUACAAGAGUCCUCGGCCAUACUUACACACAUUUGAAGCUGAGGAAUAUAUGACAGCAUUUAAUUUUGCAAAUGAAGAUGAGGCAAGGGCGCUCCGUAAUAUACUUAUCGAGAAAAUUGAAUUACGAAAACAAAGGAGAGAGGAACGAAGACAACGUUCGAUGUUAGUUCCGCGGGCUAACAGCGCGUCGUCUUACACGUCGAACUUGUCGAGCUCGUCCAACCCGUCGGCCCGCGUGAACGGCGUGAGUGCGGCGCCCCCCGCGCCCACUCCCCCGCCGCCGCCGCUCGCCCUGCCCGCGCACACCGCCAAGACCAACACGCUGUCCAGUUAUACAUUGAAGGGUUCGAGCAAAAAGCCGAAGGGGCGAAAAUUGACGAAGGCAGACAUCGGCACGCCGAAAGAUUUCGUACAUGUAUCUCACGUUGGCUGGGAUGCGAACAAAGGUUUCGAUGUUGACCUGCCCGACGAUGAGAUGCAAUCGUUCCUCGCCAAAGCUGGCAUAACGGAUAAGCAGCUGAAGAAUCAAGCCACGCGACAGUUUAUAUACGAUUUCAUCUGUUCGCACGGUGGCGCCGAUGCCGUGAAGGAGGAGCUACACGACACGCCUAAGAUAAAAGAGAACUCUCGCGGGGUGGCUCCUCCCGCCGCGCCCCCCGCCCCGCCCGUGCCCGCGCGCGCGCCGCACGCCAUCCCGCCCGCGCCGCCGUCCCGCGCGCCGCCCCCGCCGCCGGCGCGCGUGGUGCCGCCCGCGCCCCCGCCGCCCGCCUCGCUUGCGCCGCGCAACCCGCCGCCGCCGCGCCCCUUGCAGCCGCCGGCGAGCGCGCCGCCCUCAGUACCACCGCCGCCGCCACCGCCGACAGCGCCGCCGCCACCGCCCGCCGCGCCACCCGCGCCGCCUCCGACGCCGCCCGCGCCUCCACCACCGCCGCCCCCCGACAGCGCCGGGUCGGACCCGCGUUCUGCUCUCAUGGAGAGCAUUCGCAGCGGGAACAAAUCACUGAGACACGUGGAAGUCGGAUCGAAAACAUCGUUGAACGACGACAGCAGGAGUAAUUUGCUCAGUGAAAUACGACAGGGAAUCAAUUUGAGAUCCGUGCGUCGCUCGAGCAGCUCCGGCGAGGAGCGCAGCGCGAGCAGCGCGGGCGAGGCGUGCGGGCUGGCGGGCGCGUUGCAGCGCGCGCUGCAGGAGCGAGCCCGCGCCAUACACUCGUCCGAGUCGGAGGACAGCGACAACACCACCAGCGACGGCGAGUGGGACGACUAGCCGCACGCCUCGGGGCCGACAGGCGCAUACUUCGCCUCCUGGUUCAGGAGUCAUCGCAUUUUCUAGAACACGAUUUACGAAUUCGACACAAAUUUAGUGAUUCUAUUAUUCUCGGACUCGGGAAUAUCCUAUCAUUUUUGAACAUUGAUUAUGUUCUAAAACAUUAUCAUUUUCAUUCUUAUAUAAAAAAUGAAGCUUAUUAAAUAUAUUCUUAUAUUCAUGCAAUAAGUCGUUCCUCAGGUGUUAGAAAAGGUUACAAAAAUAUGUGCCUAUAAUAGCUGUAAAAUUUGAUUAUAUUUUGAAAUUGUAACCUCAACAUGUUAUUGUAUUCGUCAAAAUAAUGUGCUGUAUAAUUUAGUAUUUUCGCCGCCGGCCGUUACAUUUAUACAAUCUUCUUUAGUACUAUAAUUCUUCACUAUUAAAAUCUUAUAGCACAAUAUCAUAGAGCAUAAAUACCUAUAUUAGACAAAAAAAGUGGGUAAGCGAUGAAUCAGAAUUAAAUAUAUGUUCUGAAUAAUGAAGAAAACAUUAUAUGGUGGCCAAAUGAAUGAUCAUAAGUCUGUUGCUCAAAACAAAACUCUUGUUUUAAUCUUGCACUUAUUUGAAACAAAUGCAACAACUGUAAUCCAACUUAUCAAAACUCAUCUUGUACACCGUACUAUCAUAACUGUUACAAUAUCAUGUUAUAGUAUUCAUAAUCCUUUAUAACGGUUAUAUCCUUAAUAACAUUAUUAUAUUAUUUACUUAUUUGACAUUUAAUAUUAAAUAAUAAUUUGUUAUGUUAUGUUGUAUAUUAAUAUAUCUUGUAUAUGUGUACAUAGUAUUCCAGUAAAUAAUCGACUGAGAAUAAAAAAAGGUGAUUCUAAAACUUAGCAAUUAAUAUAGAUGUUAAGAUAAAGGUAACAUUACUAUCGGUUAAAGUACUUUGUGAUGUAAACUAAGUCUUAUGUUCGACAAUCCGUAACUGCCUUAGGUUUUGAUGUAUUAUUUAAUUGUAUCUUGUAAGAGAAACAUAAUAUAUAGAGCAAUAAUUUUCAGUGUAACGAGCACUGAUGAAUGUUUAAGUAAUAGUGCGCGUCUUCGUAUAAUUGAUAUUGAGGAUAAUAAUUUGCUUUGUAACGAUUUUAUCUAAAUUAAAAGCCGCCGACCGGUGACGCAAUGCUGGAAAGUGCAAAUUUUACAAAUCAAUGAACAUUGUCGGUUAGAAGAGGCAGCGCUUAUAUUUCAAUACAAAGCGAAAUAUCGGCGGCUUUGAAACGAACAAAUUUAAUAAACGAAUCCAUUAUUUAAUUGAAUUAACAUAUCUAUGUUAGCUAGCUUGAAAUUUUGCAUUUAUACUAUUUCCAAGUAUUUAAGCUCAUUUGUCGACAUUUUAUAAUUACAUUAAUGUCUUGUUAUAUUAUUUUUUUUUUUUUAAAUCCUUCUGUCGCUAUAACGUUGCAACUUUUUCACUUUUUAUAGAUUUAUUUCUAGAUCACUUCACAAAUCGCAGAAGCCUUUUUUGGCUCAUAUUUCAUUAAAUUAUUCAAACGCAUGCAAUGUCGUGUAUUUAAAUAAGUGUAGUUUUUAACUUUAUAAAUUGUAAAAAGACGCAAAGCUAUUUUUAUAAUAUUGAAAUUACUUUUUCUAUUGUUAAUCAGUCAAGAGUGAUGGGCGCCUUGUGACUAACGAGUAAUGUUAUAACCACCUGUAACACUAUGUUGACUAAAUAAAUAAUUAUUACUUUUAAA
Vanessa atalanta (red admiral) is the source of this 3505-nucleotide messenger RNA. RefSeq names its product neural Wiskott-Aldrich syndrome protein-like. The coding region runs from base 237 to 1775 and encodes 512 amino acids. The record is from RefSeq and is a predicted model, not a curated record. NCBI's taxonomy places the organism in Eukaryota, Metazoa, Arthropoda, Insecta, Lepidoptera, Nymphalidae. The transcript is spliced from 11 exons. Gene Ontology annotation, molecular function: actin binding. Gene Ontology annotation, biological process: actin filament organization.